AUGCAAUCGGUGCGCCAGAUCACCGACGAUCCCGAUACCCGAGUUCGGACAGACCUGGUGAAAGAGGUGCCACAGGUGGCGUUGAUCUGCCAGGAGGCUCCGCACUUAUUCGGCGACGUUCUCCACAAUUACAUGUUGCAGUACAUCAUAGAAUACCUCCGGGACUCGGACAGUCAGGUACGACUGACGGCCCAGGAAACUGUGCUGACGCUAAUAAAGAAGGGACUUCUAGACAACAACGCGAUCGAGGUCAAAAUAUGCGCGGCAAUAGACGUUCUCUGUAGGUCCGUCGAUUUCCUUACCUUGGGCAUCUCCCUCAUGAUUAAGAUGGCGCCGUUCAUCGGGAAAGACCUGACAGAAAAGCUUUUUCUGGACAGAUACAUUUGCCUCUGCAAGGACGAGGUUUUUUGCGUCCGGAAUAUAUCCAUCUCCCACUUCGGGGAGUUCUGCGGCGUUGUCGGGAGAAAAGCACUAUUCAGGCAAUUGUUCCCGCUCUACGUCGAUCUGUGCUGCGACCAAGUAUGGGGCAUUCGGAAAGCUUGCGUGGACGUGAUGAUACCUGUUUCUUGCUGCAUGACCCUCCAACACCGUAGACUACUAUUGGCCGAUCUCCUGGCAACGCAUCUGAACGACGAAUCGAAAUGGGUGCGAAUAUCAGCCUUUCAAAUUCUGGGACCGUUUAUAUCCACGUUCGCGGAACAGUUCACCGACAUCUCGUACAAUCAACAGGGCGAACUGGUGUUCACCAGACAACAGGACAGUGGUUACAGUAUAAGGUACUCCUACGAGGACAUUUUCCCCACGAAGUGCCGAAUACGCAGUCACACGCUCGACGCGGAGGAUAAUAGUACUAAGGAAAACUUUAAUUCAUCUGUGAUAGUAGACAAACCAAUUUACGAGGAGGAGAAUCCCGAGGAGGACGAGUUCCAAGAAGAUGACGUCUCGAUGAUAAGAGCUUGCAAGUCGAAGAUACAGAAAUACGUUAAAAUGAAGGAAGUCGUGGACGACUCUGACAAAUACAGUCCCUUUUUAUACUAUUAUAUCGCGCCCGAUUUGCCACCCGACGACGAGCUGGUCGAAGCCGCGAAAAGAUCCACAGCGCAGAAUAAUAAGAGUCGGAAAUCGAGGAACACCUCGAACAAACCGUCCACGCUGACCGAUUUGUGCAACGAGGACAAAUACGGGGCCGGCGAGUUCGAUUCGAUCAAUUACAACAAACAGGAGAUCGUUCCCAAUCAUCUGAUCGAUUCGUUCUUGUCGAUGGCCGAGCCGGAGCAUUGUUUGGACAUGGGCGCGGACAUACCACAUCAUUGCGCGUUCAGUUUUCCCGCGGUCGCCCUCACGUUGGGCAGAAAGAAGUGGCCUGAUCUGCAGGAAGCGUACAUAUUGUUGGCUAUGGCGAAACAAUGGAAAGUUAGACGCACGGUCGCGUCCGGUAUCCACGAGAUCGCCGUGAUCCUCGGCAAGAACCUAACCGCCGAUGUGCUAGUACCCAUUCACAGUAGUUUCGUCAAAGACCUGGACGAAGUUAGGAUAGGCAUUCUGAAGAAUCUCGCGACGUUCUUGAAGUUACUUGAGCCGAGAGAUCGGUACCUGUAUUUACCAAUGCUGAAAGAAUUCCUUGCCACCGACAACGAAUCGAACUGGAGGUUCCGCGAGGAAUUGGCCACCCAGUUGCUCGAGACUGUAAGACUGUUCCAACCGUACGACGUGGAACGUUACAUUGCCCCUCUGUCGUUCACCCUCCUCAGCGACAAGGUCGCUGCUGUCAGGCAUGUUGCGCUUUCUUUGGUAACCAAAAUCGUGGCAUAUCUAACCGCCCACAGGCAUUCAAUGUCGAGGUUAUUCAAAGAUCUAAGAUGCUCCUUGGGUGUAUACGCGGAGAAGUGGACAGGACGACAGACGUACGCGUUUCUUUGCGGUCAAUUAGUAUCUAACAACGCUAUCACCAGAAUUAAGUUCUCCCGGGAAUUGUUACCUAUACUGUUACAGCUGUCCACGGACAAAGUACCAAAUGUGAGAUUAGCCGUUGCCAGAACUCUGUUGAAAGACGUUGUUCCCAUGGGACCAUGCUGGUUAGACAGCGAGGAGGUGGAGGAAGUGGAGAAAAUACUUCUGAAAAUGCAAUCGGACCCGGACAGAGAUGUUCGAGUGUUAGCUGGUGGCAAGGAGAACCCCACGCAAGAUUGAUUGUCCGAAACUAAAACAAAACCGUCGAGGAACAUAUUGUUUUAACAAAUACAAGCGAACUAAAGGUCGCGUUCGUCAUGCCAUACGAAAUAAUUUUCUACUGGUCUGCCAAGAGGAGUGGAUGCCCCCGUACAAGUGUUCUUCCGCGCAUGAAUCUUCUGUAGACGUAGAGGAAAAUCGAUAGGAAGAAGUAACGAAUGGGAAACUACGUGUUCGCUGUUAUUGUGAAACGGAUGAACAGGAUUUACUAGACACUUUUUUUUAAAGGAUAUCGUAUAUUUACUAACAAUGUAAAAAAGAACAGAUAAGCUCAACUUCAAACAAACAGAAACAAGAAAGAAAAGAAGAAAAAUGUAUCAUUUAGUGCAGUCGAGAUAGGCAAAGAUUGUUGUCGACAACCAAGGGACCGAGUUUUUCUGCGCCCUUUAAUCUCUGAGACAGAUCACAAGUAUCAACGGUCAAAAGACAUUACGCAAUUAUAUGAGUGUGUGUCCGCGCGUGUAUUCUAAAAGGAGUUAAUCUGUGCGUGUUUGUAUUCGCGAGUAUGCAUGCGUUUACCAUUGUGAUCAAUUUGUAUAUGUAAGUGGUCCCUUAGACAAGCCGGAUAUAUCUAAUUAGAGGUAUCGCCAUCGACGAGAUCUCUUGUUCUUCGGUAAAUGGUCAUAGCACGUACUCUUCGGCGCCGCGACGUGUCUGGUAA
This is a messenger RNA of Dufourea novaeangliae, 2890 nucleotides long. RefSeq names its product serine/threonine-protein phosphatase 4 regulatory subunit 1-like. Gene Ontology annotation, biological process: protein dephosphorylation. The transcript is spliced from 9 exons. Lineage: Eukaryota; Metazoa; Arthropoda; Insecta; Hymenoptera; Halictidae. Bases 1 to 2190 code for a protein of 729 amino acids. Gene Ontology annotation, molecular function: protein binding; protein phosphatase regulator activity. The record is from RefSeq and is a predicted model, not a curated record.